This is a messenger RNA of Caenorhabditis angaria, 4716 nucleotides long. Lineage: Eukaryota; Metazoa; Nematoda; Chromadorea; Rhabditida; Rhabditidae. The record is from the annotation of a GenBank genome assembly.
AUGGCCGAUUCCUCGUUUUUUCAACAAACUUAUUGUAUCGACUAUAAUGGAUGGGUUACGGUGAGUUUUGGCGGGAAAAUUUGAAAUUUUCGAGGUUCCCGAGGCUUCUGAAGCUUGAAAAGGCUCCCAAAAUCAUCCAAAGCUUAGAAAAUACCUUAGAAAUGUCGCUAAGGUCCCUAGACCUUAAAAAUCGUCCUAAAAAGCUCCCAGAAGCUUCCCAAGCCUCCCAGAGGCUUCCCAAGCCUCCCCAAGGGCCCCCCGGGGCUCCCAAGCCUCUCCAAGGCUUCCCAAGCCUCCCGGAGGCUUCCCAAGGCUUCCCAAGGCUUCCCAAGGCUUCCCAAGGCCCCCGGGGCUUUCCAAGGGCCACCGGGGCUUCCCGACCCUUCCCGACCCUUCCCAAGCCUCCCCCCUUCCCAAAUUCCCCAAAACCCGCUUUUUUUCCAGGGUUCCUCACCCGCACCGCCACCCAAACAAAUCGAUUUCGACUCUCAAACCAUUCCCGAACUCAUCUACACAAAAUCCACGUCCGACCGUGUUUGCACAGUCUUCGAUGCCGAAAAAAUCACGUACACAUUCGCAAAAAUGCGGCAAGAAAUGGAAAAUCUCGCCGCAGGCCUGAUAUCGAUCGGCCUGAAACAAGGCGAUCGAAUUCUGAUAGCCGGAUCGAAUCACUCGCAAGUUCUGAUAAGUUCCCUAGCUUGCGCUAGAGCUGGGCUGGUUUUCAGUCUGGUUAAUCCGAAUUUCGCCAAAAGUUCUCACUUAAAACGGGCCUUGGUAUUGGGCCAAUUUCGGGCUGUUGUCUGCUUUCAGGCUCAUCAAUUUGGGCCUGAUCAUUUGAAUAGUUUGCUGUUGGAAAUUGCGCCGGAGCUGAUGAAAUGUCGAAAAGGAGAGCUGAAAAGUGAGCAGGUUCCGAAGUUGAGUCAUGUGAUUUUGGCUGAGGAGGAACAUAAACAUGCGUGAGUUUUUGAAGGGGGACGGGGGUUCAAUAGAGCGCACUUGCAUUUUUUUGACUAAAAAUUCAAAAAUUUCUCACAGAAAUUAUGAUUUUUAACUAAAUAUUCAAAAAUUUCAUGAAACACAAUAGUGUUCAAUAGAGCGCACUUGCAUUUUGUAUCGAGAAAAUCUAGAUUUUCACUAAAAAUUUGAAUUUUCUCUCACAAAAUUAGGUGAUUAUUAGAGCGCACUUGCAUUUUCAAUUUAUUUUUCGGUCAAAAAUUCAAAAUUUUCUACAGAAAUUGUUAUUAGCAAUAGAGCGCACUUGCAUUAUUUUUGACUGAAUUUUUGAAUUUUCGACAAUGAAUCGUGGUGUUCAAUAGAGCGCACUUGUAUUUUAACAUGUUUUCGGUUCAAAAUUUGAAUUUCUUUAUAAAAUAGACUAUUAACAGUAGAGCGCACUUGCAUUCUUCUCAUAUAAAAAUUUUAUUAGGUUUUUAGGCUUAGCCCUGAAGCCCUAAAAUUAAAAAAUGCAUGAAACAUCGUAGUGUUCAAUAGAGCACGCGGAUAGCUAUCUAAUAACGCGGAUAGCUAUCUGGCCACUGAAGCAGUGCCGCUGACGCGCAAGCUUCCGGAAUCUCAAUAUUUCCAGCGGCACCUUCACCCUCUCCGAAGUCUUCCUCAAAUCCUCGCCCGACAAAAUCCUCCGCCUCCUCCCCGACUACACAAAAUGGUCACCACACAAGCUCGCCUGCCUUCAAUUCACCCUGGGCACCACCGAACACCCAAAACUCGUCGCCCUGUCGCAUUAUCAAAUGUUGAAUGGUGCACGAGCUGUUGCGGGAGCUUUUGGUAUCCAGCAACAUCAUGCGAUCGCUUGCGCUCUUCCGAUUUUCCGCAUCGCCAUCUUCAAUUUGGUGUGCCUCUCGCCGUUCUUGACAGAAUGCCGUGUAAUAUUCCCCGAGCCAAGUCCAUUGCCAAAAAACCUAUUUGCAAGUGUCUCCAAAUACAGUUGCACAACCCUGUUGUCCAAUGGAGCAGCUUUGCGACUUCUCCUCAAAAUCAGUCAAAAUCAGCGAGUUAAGCUAAGUGCACUCGAGAAUAUUUUGCUGAUUGGCGACCGAGUUUCCAAAGAAGUCCUGCGGCUCAUUAAAAUGCAGGCGGAAAAUGUGAAGAUCAUAGCGGUGGGUUAUUUGUUGACGGAAACCGCGAGUAUUCCGCUGAUGGGUGAUCAGAAUACGGAUUUCACGCGGAAUGUUGGCAAAGCGAUUGCGGGGUAUGAGACGCGGUUGGUGCCGCUUGCGGAAAGCGGAGCGGAAGAAGUUGGAGUAGGACAGUUGGGCAGGUUGUUGAUACGGGUUUAUUAUGGAAGUGUGUUUAUGGGAUAUGCGCCGGAUACGAAGGGAUCGGAGAAAUGGGUGGAUACAGGGUGAGUGAAAGGGGGGGGGGCUGACGCAUUCUUGGUAGCUACAGAAAAUGCGCAAGCUAAAUAUUGACUGGCGUAGGUUUUGUAGCUGCUAAGGCACACACCCAGGGAGGGUAGCUACAAAAAUUGCGCCAGGGAAAGGUCAGGCUGACGCAAAUUUGGUAGCUGAAGAAGAGUAUAUAGUUAAAGCUGACGUAUUUUUGAUAUAUAGCUACAGAAAAUGCGUCAGCUAAGCUUUAGACUGGCGCAGGUUCUGUAGCUGAUAAGGCACCGUCAAGGAGAAUAGCUGCAGAAUUUGUGCAAGCUAUAUUUGAUGAUGACGUAAACUUGGUAGCUACAAGCAUUUCGGCUACAGAAUUUGCGUCAGCCAGAUUCUAUGCUGACGCAUUUUUGAUAUAGCUACAAAAUUUGCGUCAGCUAGGUUUAAUGCUAGAGGAGAUAUGCUCAAGGCUGACGCAUUUUUGGUAGCUACAAGAGCUACAAAAUUUGCGUCACUAAAACCUCACCUUGACACAGUUCCUGUAGCCAUCACCACAAAUGCACCAGCACAAAAUUUGCGUCAGUAAGAGUUUGAUUCAAAAUUAACGCUCAAAAACAAGUUUAACAUGAGCAAUCCCCUGUUUUUAAAGGAACAUAGCAAGAUAAUUUUUUUAACAUGAGCAAUGCCCAAAAAAAUGUACUAGAUUUUGUAUAGCUCUUCAAAAUCCACAUUGUUUAUCUGCUUAACCUGAGCAAUGCUCAUUUUCAAAGGAACAUUACAAGAAAUUAUCUCUAAUAUGAGCAAUGCCAAAAAAUUCUUCCACAUAGCAUAACUCUCUUUAGAAUCCAUAUUUCUGAGUGCUCAAAAACCAAAAUUCAAAAAAAUUUUGGCUUAACAUGAGCAAUCCCCAAAAAAUCUACUAGAUAGUAUAACUCCCCUCAAAACCAAAAUUUUUCGAAUUUUUUUGCUUAACAUGAGCAAUGCCCCUAUUUUUUGCAGAGAUAUAGCAAGAAUGGAUGAAAAUGGUGCGAUUGAAAUCAUUGCAAAUUCGGCCGAUUUGAUUUAUGAUAAAAAUAAUUGUCUAGUUGAACAUUGGAACAUUGAAAGAUUAUUGAAUCAAAAUGAGCUGAUCAAAGGAGUUCAAGUGGUAUCAAAAGGAAAAGGAGAACCGGUGACAGCGAUUUGUGUGGCGAGAAGUACACAAUUUCAUGCGGCAAAAUUGAAGGAUGAAUUGAAGAGCAUGUGUAGAGAGCAUCGCGUGAGUUUUAGUGAAAAUUUGGUGGAUUUUGGAGCAUUUUCAUAGGGUUUACGUAAGAAUUCUUGAAAUUCUGAUGAAUUUUGAAGCCCGGAGCUUUAGGAUUGCUCAGAUUAGUUUCAGUAGAAAUCUGCUAGAUUUUGGACCAUUUUCAUUGGAUUUACCGAAGAAUUCUUGAAAUUCUGAUGAAUUUUGAGGCCUGGAGCUUUAGGAUUGCUCAGAUUAGUUCUAAUGGAAAUCUGCUAGAUUUUGGACCAUUUUCAUAGGAUUUUUCGUAGGAAUUCUUGAAAUUCUGAUGAAUUUUGAAGCCUGGAGCUUUAGGAUUGCUCAGAUUAGUUCUAAUGGAAAUCUGGUGGAUUUUGGACCAUUUUCAUAGGAUUUUUCGUAGGAAUUCUUGAAAUUCUGAUGAAUUUUGAAGCCUGGAGCUUUAGGAUUGCUCAGAUUAGUUCUAAUGGAAAUCUGGUGGAUUUUGGACCAUUUUCAUAGGAUUUUUCGUAGGAAUUCUUGAAAUUCUGAUGAAUUUUGAAGCCUGGAGCUUUAGGAUUGCUCAGAUUAGUUCUAAUGGAAAUCUGGUGGAUUUUGGACCAUUUUCAUAGGAUUUUUCGUAGGAAUUCUUGAAAUUCUGAUGAAUUUUGAAGCCUGGAGCUUUAGGAUUGCUCAGAUUAGUUUUAGUGAAAAUUUGGUGGAUUUUGGACAAUUUUCAUUGGAUUUUUUGUGAGAAUUCUUGAAUUUUCAAUAUUGCUCAGAUUAGUGGAAAUUUGGUGGAUUUUGAACCAGAAAAUUCAUUGAAUUUUAAAUUUUUUUUUUUUUAGGAAUUUUGGAGCCCUUGAAAUUUUUGUCCAGAAUUAUUUUUUUUUUUUAGAAUUUUUUAAACAUUGCUCAGAUUAAAGGAAAAAUCCAAAAAUUCCAAAUCCAAAAAAAAACAAUUUUUAAUUUUCCGGUGAAAUUACUCAAAAAUGAGCAUUGCUCAGAUUAGUUUCGAAAAUUUCCGAUUUUGUUUUUUUGCAGUUCCCGGUUCCCGACGUCUUUGCGUUCGUCGACGAUUUUCCACGUGUCCACACAAAAAUUCAAAAAUUUCGACUUCGCGCCAAAUUGCAGGCCGGAAAAAUUGCGGUUUUUUGA